Molecule: messenger RNA, 3457 nt
Organism: Dunckerocampus dactyliophorus (ringed pipefish)
Lineage: Eukaryota; Metazoa; Chordata; Actinopteri; Syngnathiformes; Syngnathidae
Product: vertebrate ancient opsin-like
Exons: 4
Coding region: 268-1488 (406 amino acids)
Biological process (GO): visual perception; G protein-coupled receptor signaling pathway
Cellular component (GO): photoreceptor outer segment; membrane
Molecular function (GO): G protein-coupled receptor activity
Source: RefSeq, a predicted model, not a curated record
GGAGCAAAGCCUAAUCAAACUUUUUUUGGUCAUUUUUUUCAACACCCCCUCAUUUCAUUCACUUUUGAAAAGUUGCACCACCCAGCAAAUAAACUGUUACACUAAAUCAUUGCAUUUUUUUUUUAUGAAAGGGCAACCCGGUGACUGGAUGUGACAUUCUUUGUCCACGCACACACAAACAGAGAAACCCAACAACUGUGCUGUAAUUGUGGUCUUCUAUUAGUAUCCAGUUGACGCGUAGUGGCCGCCCAGUGCGCCGCCGCAGCGAUGCUCGUAUCCAACGUCAGCCUGAGCGGCUGCGCGGGCUUCAACAGCGCGCUGCACGCCGGAGCCGAGGAAGGGCAGCUGGGGGGCGGCUCUCAGCGCUCCACCCUCACUCCGACAGGGAACCUCAUCGUGGCCGUGUGCUUGGGCUUCAUCGGCACUUUUGGACUUGUGAACAACUUGCUGGUGCUGGUGCUUUACUGCCGCUACAAGAUGCUGCGCUCUCCCAUCAACCUGCUCCUGGUUAACAUUUCCAUCAGCGACCUGCUGGUGUGCGUACUGGGGACGCCGUUCAGUUUCGCGGCCAGCACGCAGGGAAGGUGGCUCAUUGGAGACAAGGGCUGCGUGUGGUACGGCUUCGCCAACUCACUCUUUGGUAUCGUGUCCCUGAUCUCCCUGGCUGUCCUCUCCUAUGAGCGCUACUGCACCAUGAUGACUCCCACUGAGGCAGACUCCUCCAACUACUAUAAGAUCGCCUUUGGCAUCAUCCUCUCUUGGGUCUAUUCCCUCAUCUGGACCGUGCCUCCACUCUUUGGUUGGAGUCGCUAUGGUCCAGAAGGGCCCGGGACCACCUGCUCUGUGGACUGGAAGGCCACGACGGCAAAUAACAUAUCUUACAUCAUCUGUCUGUUUGUCUUUUGCCUCAUCGUGCCGUUACUGGUGAUCGUGUUCUGCUACGGGAAGCUGCUGUGUGCCAUCAGACAGGUGAGUGGGAUCAAUGCAUCGAUGAGCAGGAGACGGGAGCAGCGUGUCUUGUUCAUGGUGGUGAUUAUGAUAGGCUGCUAUCUGCUGUGCUGGCUGCCUUAUGGCAUCAUGGCGCUGCUGGCCACUUUCGGACCGCCAGACAUGGUCACACCUGAAGCCAGCAUCAUCCCUUCCGUCCUGGCCAAGACGAGUACGGUCGUCAACCCCAUCAUCUACGUCUUCAUGAAUAAACAGUUUUACAGAUGUUUCCGAGCACUGUUGAAUUGUGAGGCUCCUCGACGAGGCUCAAGUUUAAGGAGCUCCUCCAAGGUCGCUACCAAAGCGAUGAGGGGUGGCGCAUUGACUGGUCCUCAUCGUACCAACGACUUUCUAUUCAUGGUUGCCUCCCUGGGUCAGCCGGCUACUGCAGUGCCCCAGCUGGACCCUAACUGUGAACACACCAUUGAUGUCACCAAAGCCCCUUCUUCAGACAUCAACAAACCUGUCGUAGUGUCACUCGUGACCCACUUUGAUGGGUGAUCGUUGGCGACGGCCAUGACAUCAGCAUGAAAUCACCACAUCUUCGGCCUGGAAGGCAUUAAUGAGUCGUGGUUCUUCUGGGUGCGGUACAAGUGUAGAGCUGCGGUCUGCCAGGCCAGGCUAAUCAAAUGCAGUUGUUACAUCAGCUGCUCAGCCUGCCAUUUCCAUCACAGAGCAGUGCCAGAGGGAACCCUUGGACUUGCAGCUAGACAUUAUGAGCAAAGUGGGACUUACCGAACCUCCACUGGAUGUCUCUGCGGACAUCUCUUCACGCGAGUAUGCGUGGAGCAUACAGAAAAGUGGAAAGAGAAGAAAUGUUGUUUUUUCUUAAAUCAGAUGUUUGGUAAGAUUUUUAGAAGAACUGUUAAAAGCUAAAUAGAAGAGCGAGAGAGAAGAAUAAUGUUUUUUACGUGUUGUUUACCCGUUUUAGCAUAUUUUAGAGCGCAGGCACAAGAGAAUAGAUUAUGACUAAGAAUGUACCAGUAAUGAUUGUGAAAUCAUUCUCCUUCCCGACAAGAAAUUGUCUUAAAUUGAUUACUUGACACUUUCAAAUAUGUCCUCCAACAGGGGUGUCACGAGACACUCAGUUCCCCAGACAGGACAAUGCACGAGAUUGGGUCUACGAGAACAGCCGAUACAAGAUUUUAACAUUCCUCUUUAAAAAACUACAAUGAAAAGUUGAAAAAGACAUGACAAUAUAUUGCAAUCUACUACUUUAAUUUCUACUAUGUUACACUCUCCUGCACUGUGUGUGUAUGCUAACGGCCCCGCCUCCACCCACCGUGACAAGAGACUGUAUGACUGACAAAAGGGCUCACUCCAUUCAUGCCGUUGUUUUAUGGAACAAACGUGCCAGGGUGCUGAAACCAAUGCACAGAGUGAACUCUCUUCCUGCCUGUUUGGAGGCGGGAGACGAGGAAAACAACACAUGAAUAUAUUGAGGCCGGCAAAAUGAUCAAGGUAAUUUUCAUUUAUCGUGUGAUUCAUUAAUUUGUUAUUGUCCUAUGCCUAGCGCCCAAGAGUCAUUUUUUUUUCUUCACGUUUUUAUCUCAGGAGAUCUUGUGACACCCCUAUCCUCCAAUCGUUUCUGGGUUUGCUGUGCAUGACGCAUGCAAUCGGCAUUCGAAGGGAAUAGUGAGAUUAGGAUGCAUGUUGGAGAGUUACUGCAUAGUUUCUUCAAUGGCGUGCAUGUGCACUGUUUGACUAUAGUAUCCCAGUUGGGUCGGAUAAAUGUCCAAAUGUUGGUAAUGUUCAGUGCACAACUUGUGCCCACUAAAUAGACCAGAAUCCCCCUGAAGUGUGAUCCCCUUGGAAUGAUCUUUACAUGUGAUAUUUCUGCAUGUACUGUACAUUUCAUGCAAACAUGUCAAACAAAGCAAGCGUUUCUGGUCAAGCCCAAUGCUCAGGGUCUGUUCUUUCAUAACUGCUGUGACCAAGUCCCUCCCUGGAAGUGUUGGCAGUACGGCACCUUGCCCGUGGGCACAAAUGCAUUUGGGUAGGUUCCAUAUGCUUCCAAACAAUAUGUUUACAAGCGUUUUGGACAAUUUAGAACGACCAUGGAACUUGUUUCCUCAAGCUGAAGCUACUAAUACUGUAUAUUCUUGCUACAAUAAUUUGAUUCUCCCUAUUGUUUGUCAUGUGCCAGUCUGCAUCCAUGGUACAUUCUUUGAUCUGGUUUUAUUUUCCUGAACUACACAGACAACUGUGACGUUUUUGGAAAGCUGAGUAUCAAUGUUGUGUUGCCAGUAAAUGUUCAAGCAGUCUUGUGGCAAUGUGCAAAAACAUGUUUUUGUUCCUUUGCUUCCUCCUUCCGUCCCUGUUGCCAGUUUUAUCCAUUCCAAAACCAGUUUUGAUGUGUUUUUGGGAUCGUUGUCCGGUGGUUUUGUUUGUGUUAUACAAAUCUUGUACCAUACCAAUGUACAGUACAUACUUUGAUACCAAAGCUAUAAAAAUGUGAAUAUUUUUUCGA